AUGGAAGGAGCAGCAGUGGUCGCGCGCACGUUGAAGGCACUCGAGGUCACCGAUGUGUUUGGUGUUGUUGGGCGGCCGGUGACCAACAUCGCCAUGAUGGCACAAGCCGAGGGCAUUCACUUCUGGUCCUUCCGCAAUGAGCAAGCCGCCAGCUAUGCUGCGGGCGCUGCGGGCUACAUGACGGGACGUCCCGCUGUGUGUUUGGCCGUGUCGGGUCCGGGCGUGGUGCACGCGCUGGCCGGCUUGGGCAAUGCAUGGGCCAACUGUUGGCCGAUGGUCCUCAUCGGUGGCGCCACCUCGACAGACCACAGCGAAAUGGGCGGAUUCCAGGAAGCGCCGCAAAUCGAAACCGUGAGGCCCUACGUCAAGAUGGCCUGCAGGGCCGAAUCCCUUGCUCGUGUGCCCUUCUACAUCGAAAAGGCUAUCCGUGUGGCUAUGUAUGGCAGGCCCGGGCCGACCUAUGUUGAGCUGCCUGCCGAGGUGAUCUACGAUUUGAUGGACGAGUCCAAGCUGGUGCUGCCGCGUCCCGUCCCGCCUCCUCCGCUGACCUUCGCCGACCCCAAGUCCGUCCGUGCGGCUCUGGAGCUCCUCAAGACUGCCAAGAACCCGCUCGUCAUUGUGGGAAAGGGCACUGCCUACGCUCGUGCUGAGGCGGAAGCCACUCAUUUUGUCGAAAAGACCGGCCUUCCGUUCCUUCCCACGCCGAUGGGCAAGGGAGUGCUGUCCGAUGAGCACUCGCAGUCCGUUGCGGCCGCACGCAACCUCGCGCUGCAGUCUGCUGACGUCAUCCUCCUCCUCGGCGCCAGGCUGAACUGGAUUCUGCACUUUGGCCAGACUCCCCGCUACAACAAGGACGUCAAGUUCAUUCACGUGGAGAUCGCGCCCGAAGAGCUGAACAAUUCUGUUCGCGCCGAGGUUGCCCUUGCUGGCGAUAUCAAGGCCGUCCUGACUCAGCUCAACGAUCUCCUCGCCAAGAGCCCCUUCCAGUUCCCGAAGGCGAGCCCUUGGUGGAACGCUCUGAAUGACAAGGUGGCGAAGAACAAGGCCGUCAACGCCAAGCUGUGUGCUGAUGAACGGAUGCCACUGUCCUAUUAUAGGGCUCUCAAGGGAGUGCACGACACUCUCCCCCACGAUGCCAUCAUCGUCUCCGAGGGCGCCAACACGAUGGACAUCGGUCGUACGAUCUUUGACAACAGAUUGCCUCGUCAUCGCCUUGACGCCGGCACGUGGGGCACGAUGGGCGUUGGCAUGGGCUUUGCCAUCGCCGCCCAGGUCGUCCACCCUGGGAAGAAGGUGGUAGCCAUCGAAGGCGACUCUGCCUUUGGUUUCUCGGGCAUGGAGAUCGAGACCAUGUGCAGGUAUGGCCUCAAUGUCUGUACGGUCAUCAUCAACAACAAUGGCAUCAGCAUGGGCGUCGAGGAUCUGUCCGGCUUUGAGAAGCCCAACGUACCGUUCUUUGUCUACACUCCCCAGGCACGCUAUGAGAAGCUGAUCGAAGCUUUCGGCGGAAAGGGCUACUAUGUGACCAAACCCGAGGAGAUCGAGCCGGCCAUGCGGGACGCCCUGGCCCAGAAGUGCCCCACCAUCGUCAACAUCAUGAUCGACACAGCGGCUACACGCAAGCCCCAGGAGCACCCCUUCGAGCUGGGCGCCACCCUUGGCGGCAAGGCCAAGCUGUGA
Molecule: messenger RNA, 1680 nt
Organism: Acanthamoeba castellanii str. Neff
Lineage: Eukaryota; Discosea; Longamoebia; Acanthamoebidae
Product: 2hydroxyacyl-CoA lyase 1, putative
Exons: 16
Coding region: 1-1680 (559 amino acids)
Biological process (GO): fatty acid alpha-oxidation
Cellular component (GO): peroxisome
Molecular function (GO): catalytic activity; magnesium ion binding; thiamine pyrophosphate binding
Source: RefSeq, a predicted model, not a curated record